AUGGCCUUCAUCGUCGCCCUCGUCAUGAUUCUGCUGUCGUUCCUGGAGCAUCUCCGCUCGCCACGGCCCUCCAUGCUGCUUGGCGUCUACCUACUCGUCACCAUCUUGUUUGACGUCGCCCAAGCGAGGACUUUGUGGCUCUCGUCCGCCGCCUCCACCAACGAGCUGCAGCAAGCUCGCAUCUCGGUUGCCGCUGUCGUCGUCAAAGCAGCCAUUCUCGUGCUCGAGUCUCGCAAGAAACCCCGCCCAAAUCUCCAAGCGCAACAGAGUCCGGAGGUGACGACUGGCAUCAUCAGCCUUUCGACCUACUUCUGGGUCAACAAUCUCUUGCUCGCGGGCUUUCGCAAGCUGCUCACCAUCGGCGACUUGUAUGCCCUCGACCAAUCAAUGUCCGCCGAGGUCUUGUACACCAAGCUCUCGCCCCAUCUGGAGAGAAACAUCGCCCAAGGCCGCAAGCAUGCCCUGCUCAGGAGUCUCGCCGGCACGCUCGCGGCUCCUCUGAUUUUCCCCAUCGUGCCGCGACUCUGUCAAAUGGGCUUCAAAUUCUGCCAGCCCCUCAUGAUCGAGAGCCUGCUCAACUAUCUCCAGGAGCCCGAGGGAGCUUCUUCGCCCAACAAGGGCUACGGAUUCAUAGGUGCCGCCAUGCUCAUUUACCUUGGCAUGACCACCUCCCUGUCGCUGUACUGGUACUUCCAGGAGCGUUUCGUACACAUGGUGAGAGCGACCCUGGCCUCUGCCGUGUAUCGCAAGACGACCACCAUUAGUUUGUCCGCCGCAGACGAUUCCGCCGCCUUGACCCUCAUGAACGCCGACGUGGAGCGUGUCAAGAUGGGUUUCCUGCCCUUACACGAGUAUUGGGCGAACACGGUCGAGGUCGCCUUGGCGUGCUGGCUGCUCCAGCGUCAGAUCGGUGCUGCUUUCGUGGCACCCGUCAUUGUCGUCAUUAUCUGCACCGCCGCCUCUACAGUCACGGCCCGACUCACCGGCAAACGCCAGACACUCUGGAUGGAUUCGAUCCAAAAGCGAGUCGGGGUUACCGCCAAAGCCAUCUCGAGCAUGAAGGCUUUGAAGAUCUCGGCCAUGUCCGGCCCGAUAGAAACCCUGAUUCAGGGCCUACGGCUGAAGGAGCUCAGCGUGGGUGGUAAGUGGCGUUUGAUGCUCCUCGCUGCCGUCACCAUUGCCUACACGCCGUCCCAACUCGGCCCCGUCAUGGCAUUCGCCGUAACCUCCCAGACCCUCGAUGUCACACGCAUCUUCACUUCGAUGGCAUAUCUGAUGCUCCUGGCCAGUCCCCUGGGAAGCCUCUUUCAGUCGAUUCCGCAAAUGGUCUCUGCCUUCGCCUGCCUAGGCCGUAUCCAGGCCUAUCUCGACAAGGAAACCCGGGUCGACUUCCGCAAAACGCCCGACCCUCCGCUUCUCUUGGAGAAGCACGCUGAUACCCCAGACCCGGAGCCGCAGACAGCGGCUAUCGAGGCGAAACAAGCCUCGUUCGGCUGGGUUGAGGGGAAGAACGUCUUGGAGGAUAUUGACAUCACCAUUCCUGCUCACGCACUCACCAUCAUCGUGGGCCCCGUGGCGUCCGGCAAGUCGACUCUGUUGAAGGGCCUCCUCGGGGAAACGCCAGUCGGCUCCGGUGACGUGCUCAUGAGCGUCAAGCAUAGCAGGAUCGGAUACUGCGACCAGUCUCCUUUCCUCUACAACAACACGAUCAAAGCCAACAUUGUUGGCCAUUCCCAACUUGACCCCCAGCGCUAUAGCCAAGUCAUCGAAGCCACCAUGCUGUCCACCGACUUUGCCACGUUCCCCAAGGGGGACGGCACCAAUAUCGGAAGCAACGGUCUGACGUUGAGCGGCGGCCAGCGGCAACGAGUUGCUCUUGCUCGUGCUCUCUACUUGGAGACGGACCUCCUCAUUCUGGAUGAUAUCCUCAGCGGCCUCGAUGCGACAACCGAAGAACACGUCUUCCGCAAAGUAUUCGGCAGCGAUGGCAUGGUCCGUCGCAGGGGCAUCACGGCCGUGCUGUGCACGCAUUCGGUCCGGCAUUUGCCACUGGCCGACCACAUCAUCGCACUCGGUGUCGAUUGCACCGUGGUGGAGCAAGGCUCUUUUGCAGAUCUCCAGACGAAUGGAAAAUAUGUGCAGAGCCUGGAGAUCCAAGAGGCCGAGAAAAGCCCCGAACCACAGGCUGGUGCUGAUGCUGACGGCACUCAGGCCGACGAAACGAUUCCUUUGGCGCAGGCAGUGACGGAAGUCUCGGUUGUGGCCGAGGAAUCGGACAAGGCACGUCAGCUGGGCGAUUUUGCCGUCUACAAGCACUACUUUGGCAGCAUCGCGACGUGGGUCAUUGCGGUCUUCUUCUUCUGGUGCUGCGCAUACGGCUUCACAUCCAACUUCCCCACCGUGUGGUUGAAGUUCUGGUCUGAAGACGUUGUUGCAUCGAACCCGAAACGCUCGGGGUCUUUCUACAUGGGCAUCUAUGCGCUUCUCCAAAUCAUGUGCCUUGGGUCUCUGAUGGCGGUUGUCAUGAUCUGCACGCAGACCAUGAUCUCCCAGUCAGGUUCGACGUUGCACAAGCGGGCGCUGCGGACGCUCAUCGGCGCACCUUUGCGCUUCUUCGCCACCACGGACACGGGGACGGUGACCAACCUGUUUGCCCAAGACCUGGCUCUGAUAGACAGCGAGUUGCCCAUGGCCUUGAUCAACUUCUCGGUGCUGUGUUUCGCUGUCAUAGGCAUGGCGGCCGUCAUCGCCAUUUCGUCACCGUGGCUGGCCAUCAGCUACCCAUUCCUCGUCGCAAUUCUAUACGUUGUGCAGACGUUCUACCUUCGGACGUCAAGGCAGUUGCGUAUAAUGGAUCUCGAAGCAAAGGGCCCCCUCUACUCCCAUUUUAUUGAUACUCUCAAGGGUCUAGCCACGCUUCGAGCACUGGGGUUCAUCGAAUCCGACAUAGGCGUCAAUAACGAUCUCCUCGAUACUAGCCAGCGGCCGGCUUACCAGCUCGCAAUCAUCCAGCGUUGGUUACAGCUGACGCUGAAGCUGCUUGUUGUCAUACUCGCCACCGUCGUCGUGGCGCUGGCAACCCAGCUCCGGACGAGCUCCGGCUUCACGGGAGCGUCCCUCGUCACACUCAUGACAUUUGGCGAUACGCUGACCACGAUUGUACAAUCAUACACGGUGCUCGAGACAAGCAUCGGGGCCGUGGCACGUCUCAAAACGUUCAGCGAUACGGUGACCCCAGAAACCGGACCCGAAGAGAACAUCAUCCCCAAAGAAAGCUGGCCCGAAAACGGCGCAAUCGAGAUCAAGGCAGUUUCGGCCUCGUACGGGGCCCCUCAAGGUACACCAAGCGCGGGGGCGGAGACGAAGCCGCCGAGUGAUCUCGCCAUCCGAGACCUGCAUCUUUCGAUUCGCCCGGGUGAAAGAGUGGCCAUAUGCGGCCGGACAGGCAGCGGCAAAUCGUCGCUCAUCCUGCUGCUCCUCCGCCUGCUCGAGAUAGUCCCCGGUAGCGAAAACGGGAUCGUGGUGGAUUCUUUGCCCGUCGACAAGAUCGACCGUGACGCGCUGCGGCGCCGUAUCAUAGCCGUACCACAAGACGCCAUCUUUCUUCCAGAUGGCUCGACCGUGCGGGAAAAUCUCGACCCUUUCCAAGUGGCCGACGAAUCCGAAUGUCUCAGCGUUCUGGAGCAGGUCGGGCUGCUCGACGGGAUCCAAGAACGAGGCGGAAUCGACAGCAAUCUCACUGCGGACUCGUUCAGCCAAGGGCAGAAGCAGCUGUUCUGCCUCGCUCGUGCUGUAUUGCGACGGCGCGUAAAGAGCCGCAACGGCAUGGACGGCGGCAUCCUCCUGCUUGACGAGGUUUCUUCCAGCGUCGACCGGGUCACCGAUCUCGCGAUGCAGGACAUCAUCCGGCGCGAGUUCGACGGGUACACGAUCAUCAUGGUGUCUCACCGUCUGGACAUGGUUCUGGAAUGCGACACGGUCGUCGUCAUGGACAAGGGGCACGUGGCCGAGAAGGGUGCGCCUCGCGUGCUCAAGGAGCAGGAAGGGGGCAUGUUCAGAGAGCUAUGGAACAGCAGCAAAACGGCAGAGGAAUGA
Molecule: messenger RNA, 4095 nt
Organism: Colletotrichum higginsianum IMI 349063
Lineage: Eukaryota; Fungi; Ascomycota; Sordariomycetes; Glomerellales; Glomerellaceae
Product: ABC multidrug transporter
Exons: 2
Coding region: 1-4095 (1364 amino acids)
Biological process (GO): transmembrane transport
Cellular component (GO): membrane
Molecular function (GO): ABC-type transporter activity; ATP hydrolysis activity; ATP binding
Source: RefSeq, a predicted model, not a curated record